Molecule: messenger RNA, 2166 nt
Organism: Phaedon cochleariae (mustard beetle)
Lineage: Eukaryota; Metazoa; Arthropoda; Insecta; Coleoptera; Chrysomelidae
Source: the annotation of a GenBank genome assembly
AAAUAAGAAGAGAGUCCAAAGAUCAAAACACGUUCAAAACAAUCGGUCUUUUUUUUUAAAUUCCAUAAACAAUUCUGGUGAUUUUGUUGUAAAUUUGAACUGUAUCUAGGUUUAUUGAUUUCUCGAUAUACCAGUACCACGUUGAGUAUUCUGUGCCAGUACAAAGACGGUAAUAAAUAGAAAAUCUAUCUGGAAAAGAUAAUAGUAACCUAACUUUUUUCGCCACGUGCCGGAAACCUUAAAGUCUUGUGUUUACUGGCACCACUUUAAAAGGAAGUUGAAGGAAUAAUAUAUUCACACAAGUUGAUAAUGGGUGACAAGAACAACCAUGUUAUGCACAACAAUAUAAUGGACGUGAAUCUUGAAGAUGGCAUGAGUGCUGAUCAAAUGAUUAAUAAAGGCAAUGGUCUAACUUAUAAUGACUUCAUAAUAUUACCUGGUUACAUUGACUUCCCUCCUGAAGAAGUUACAUUAUCCAGUCAGUUAACAAAAAAGAUUAUCCUCAAAGCUCCCCUUGUUUCAUCCCCUAUGGAUACUGUUACUGAAUCUGAUAUGGCAAUUGCAAUGGCUCUGUGUGGUGGUAUUGGUAUUAUCCACCAUAAUAAUCCACCCAGUUAUCAAGCAAAUGAAGUACUUAAGGUGAAGAAAUAUAAGCAUGGUUUUAUACGUGAUCCAGUUGUUCUGUGUCCAACAAACACAGUAUCUGAUGUACUUAAUGUCAAGAAAGAACAUGGCUUUUGUGGAAUCCCUAUCACAGAAAAUGGCAAACUUGGUGGUAAAUUAGUUGGAAUUGUUACCUCUCGUGAUAUAGAUUUUUUGGAUGACAAAAACUUUGAGAACAUAAAACUAGAACAGAUUAUGACAAAGCUGGAAGAUUUAGUAACAGCACAAUCCAGUGUAACACUAACUGAUGCCAAUCAUAUCCUAGAGAAAAGCAAAAAAGGCAAACUACCCAUUGUCAAUGCCAGUGGAAACCUUAUUGCCUUGAUGGCCAGGACAGAUCUGAAAAAAGCAAAGAGCUACCCAAUUGCAUCAAAAGAUGAAAACAAACAGCUUAUAGUUGGGGCUGCUCUAGGUACAAGGGAGGAAGACAAACUCAGAUUGUCACUUCUAGUUCAGGCAGGAGUGGAUGUUGUAAUCUUGGAUUCAUCACAAGGAAACUCUAUCUAUCAGAUAGAUAUGAUUCGACAUAUCAAAAAAACCUAUCCAAAUCUUCAAGUAAUAGCAGGAAAUGUGGUAACGAAAAAACAAGCAAAAAAUCUAAUAGAAGCUGGUGCAGAUGGGUUGCGGGUAGGAAUGGGGAGUGGAAGCAUUUGCAUCACCCAAGAAGUGAUGGCUGUCGGUCGUCCACAGGCUACCGCCGUUUACAAGGUCAGUGAAUAUGCCAAACACUUCGGAGUACCUGUCAUCGCCGAUGGUGGAAUCCAGUCUAUUGGCCAUAUCAUCAAGGCACUGUCUUUGGGAGCAUCAACUGUGAUGAUGGGGUCUUUACUUGCCGGUACUUCAGAAGCUCCGGGAGAGUACUUUUUUUCUGAUGGCGUGAGGCUGAAAAAGUACCGAGGAAUGGGUAGCAUAGAAGCAAUGGAUCGCAAAGAUGCUUCAGGCUCUGCUAUGAACAGAUAUUUUCAUAAUGAUGUUGAUAAGCUGAAGGUGGCACAAGGUGUUAGUGGGAGUAUUGUUGAUAAAGGAUCAGUGUUGAGGUUUGUCCCAUACUUACAAGUCGGCAUAAGACAUGGAUGCCAAGAUAUUGGUGUUAGAUCAUUGAAUCAACUUAGAGAAUGGAUGUACAAUAGUGAGCUGAGAUUUGAACUGAGGUCACAUUCAGCUCAGAUAGAAGGAAAUGUACAUAGUUUGUUUUCAUAUGAGAAAAGAUUAUUCUAGGAUUAUUCAGAGAAUGUUCCCAAGUUUGUUCAUUUCAUGGAAAUGAAUGCCGGUUUUGUUUCCAAAACAGAUGCAUAUGUUUCUGCCGCACUAGUUGAAUGUUUAUUAAUUUUAAUCAAGUAAAUGGAAGAUAAACCUUUGCUGCUAUCAUCAAAUUAUCUGAACUGUUGAAGUUCUGGAUAAUCUCAUUAAUUCUAUGCUAGAUUUGGAACAUUUGUUGAGCAUUGAGAGGAAAUAAUGCAUAUAUUAUCAAAUUUAUAUUAUUUUUUAUUUUUUAUAUUUCUG